Molecule: messenger RNA, 180 nt
Organism: Sphenostylis stenocarpa
Lineage: Eukaryota; Viridiplantae; Streptophyta; Magnoliopsida; Fabales; Fabaceae
Source: the annotation of a GenBank genome assembly
AUGGUAGAUUUCUCACUGGCUGUCAUUCUGCGGUGCUGGCAUGCUACCAUUCUACAUCGGCGGCGUGGCUGGUUUUGCAUGGCAGGGUACAGAGCAGCCAUUUUCAUGUACGUGGAUGAAAUAGCAGACCGUGAAUUUCCUGCAAGUUUGGAACCUGAUGCGAUAAUUUCUUGUGACUAA